This is a messenger RNA of Limanda limanda (common dab), 2713 nucleotides long. RefSeq names its product metabotropic glutamate receptor 7-like. NCBI's taxonomy places the organism in Eukaryota, Metazoa, Chordata, Actinopteri, Pleuronectiformes, Pleuronectidae. Gene Ontology annotation, cellular component: membrane. Gene Ontology annotation, biological process: G protein-coupled glutamate receptor signaling pathway; regulation of synaptic transmission, glutamatergic. Gene Ontology annotation, molecular function: group III metabotropic glutamate receptor activity. The transcript has 10 exons. The coding region runs from base 1 to 2703 and encodes 900 amino acids. The record is from RefSeq and is a predicted model, not a curated record.
AUGCUCCCGCACCUCCUGCACCUCCUGCACCUCCUGCACCUCCUGCACCUCGCCGGCUCUCAGGAGGUUUACGCACCGCACUCCAUCCGGCUGGAGGGCGACGUGACGCUGGGGGGGCUGUUCCCGGUGCACGCCCGGGGGGGGGUCCCGGGGGCUCCGUGCGGGGACAUCAAGAAGGAGAACGGGAUCCACCGGCUGGAGGCGAUGAUGUACGCGCUGGACCAGAUCAACGGGGACGAGCAGCUGCUGCCCAACGUCACGCUGGGAGCGCGCAUCCUGGACACGUGCUCGCGGGACACCUACGCGCUGGAGCAGUCUCUGACCUUCGUCCAGGCGCUGAUCCAGAAGGACACGUCGGAGGUCCGGUGCACCAGCGGAGAACCGCCGCUGUUCGUCAAGCCGGAGAAGGUGGUCGGGGUGGUGGGCGCGUCGGCCAGCUCCGUGUCCAUCAUGGUGGCCAACAUCCUGCGGCUGUUCCAGAUCCCUCAGAUCAGCUACGCCUCCACGGCCCCGGAGCUGAGCGACGACCGGCGCUACGACUUCUUCUCCCGCGUGGUCCCCCCCGACAGCUUCCAGGCUCAGGCCAUGGUGGACAUCGUCCAGGCCAUGGGUUGGAACUACGUCUCCACCGUGGCGUCGGAGGGCAGCUACGGCGAGAAGGGCGUGGACGCCUUCCUGCAGGUCUCCAGAGAAGCAGGUGGAAUCUGCAUCGCUCAGUCACUGAAGAUUCCUCACAACAACAAACCGUCGGACUUUGAUAAAAUCAUCCGUCUGCUGCUGGACACACGCUACGCCCGCGCCGUCAUCCUGUUCGCAUCUGACGAGGACAUCAGAGGGAUCCUGAACGCCAGUAAGCGAGCCGACCAGGUGGGACACUUCCUGUGGCUGGGCUCUGACAGCUGGGGCGCCAAGAACACUCCCAUCCAGCAGCUGGAGGACGCCGCCGUCGGAGCCGUGACGAUUCUUCCAAAGAGGGCGACCAUCAGCGGCUUCGACUCCUACUUCACGUCUCGGACGCUGGAGAACAACCGGAGGAACGUGUGGUUCGCUGAGUACUGGGAGGAAAACUUCAACUGCAAACUGAUGAGCUCGUCCAAGAGAGACGAGAGCAGCAGGAAGUGCACAGGUCAGGAACGUAUCGGCUUGGACUCCAAGUACGAGCAGGAAGGGAAGGUGCAGUUUGUGAUCGACGCCGUGUACGCCGUGGCCCACGCCCUCCACAACAUGCAGAGAGACCUGUGUCCAGAGGACUCCGGCGUCUGUGUGGACAUGGACCUGGCUGGAGGCCGGAAGCUGCUCAGGUACAUCCGCAGCGUCAGCUUCAACGGAAGUGCCGGCACGUCGGUGACGUUUAACCGAGACGGCGACGCCCCCGGACGCUACGACCUGUUCCAGUACCAGUGGAGCAACGUGACGGGGCCGGGCUACAGGGUCAUCGGACAGUGGACGGAGACGCUGCAGAUCAACAUGGACGACCUGCAGUGGCCUCUGGGCGAGCGGGCGGUGCCCAGCUCCGUGUGCAGCCUGCCCUGCCGCCCCGGCGAGAGGAAGAAGGCGGUGAAGGGCAUGGCGUGCUGCUGGCACUGCGAGCUCUGCGACGGGUACCAGUACCAGUUCAACGAGUUCACCUGUAAACUCUGCUCCUACAACACCAGGCCGGACGCCAACCGCACGUCCUGCCGGCCAAUCCCCAUCACCGAGCUGGACUGGCACUCGCCCUGGGCGCUGGUUCCGGUUCUCCUGGCGAUGCUCGGCAUCGUCGCCACGAUAUUCGUCAUGGUUACGUUCGUCCGGCACAACGACACGCCGAUCGUCCGCGCGUCCGGCCGCGAGCUGAGCUACGUUCUCCUCACCGGGAUCUUCCUGUGUUACAUCAUCACGUUCCUGAUGAUCGCCAAGCCGGACGUGGGCGUGUGCUCCUUCAGGAGGAUCUUUCUGGGUCUGGGGAUGUGCAUCAGCUACGCCGCCCUCCUCACCAAAACCAACCGCAUCUACCGGAUCUUCGAGCAGGGGAAGCGGUCGGUGACGGCGCCGCGGCUGAUCAGCCCCACCUCCCAGCUGGCCGUCACCUCCAGCCUGAUCUCCGUGCAGCUGCUGGGCGUGCUGGUCUGGUUCGGGGUGGAUCCGCCCAACAUCAUCGUGGACUACGAGGAGCAGAGGACCAUCAACCCGGAUCUGGCCCGCGGCGUGUUGAAGUGUGACAUCACAGACCUGCAGCUCAUCUGCUCGCUGGGCUACAGCAUCCUGCUGAUGGUCACGUGUACUGUCUACGCCAUCAAGACCCGCGGCGUCCCGGAGAACUUCAACGAGGCCAAGCCCAUCGGGUUCACCAUGUACACCACCUGCAUCGUGUGGCUGGCCUUCAUCCCCAUCUUCUUCGGCACAGCGCAGUCUGCAGAGAAGCUCUACAUCCAGACGACCACGUUGACCAUCUCCAUGAACCUCAGUGCGUCCGUGGCCCUCGGGAUGCUCUACAUGCCGAAGGUCUACGUGAUCCUCUUCCACCCGGAGCUCAACGUGCAGAAGAGGAAACGCUCCUUUAAAGCCGUCGUCACGGUCGCCACCAUGUCGUCCCGCCUCCACAAGGCGAGCGCCCGGCCCAACGGCGAGGCCAAGACCGAGCUGUGUGACCACGUGGACGCCGACAGUCGAGCAGCGAAGAAGAAGAAGAGCGUGAGCUACAGUGACCUCGUGACCUCGUGACCUGACGGCG